CCAGCACGUUACGCAGUGCUUUUGUUUUAGCUCUGUGUGUGGUUGCUCUUAACCGCUUUUGAGUAGCAUAUAAACACCCUAGAAAUCAGCAAUCGCCCCUUUGACUACCGAUACAACCAGUGACGCACUGUCAACAAGCUUUAAUGCCAAUCAACGGGGACCGUGCAGACGCACUUGCUGUUGAAAAGCGACAGGUUGUUUCCGGCAACGGUAAUAGCAUUCUAACACGACGGCCAGCCAAACUGCUGAUUACUAGACAAAACCGCAACACGGUGCUAUGAAUCUAUGUAUGCGCUUCAGCGCUGUGGCAGUUGCAUCUCGCGGCGAGGAUGAUGUCCCAUCAGUUAGGGAAUCCUCGGUGGUGCGCGGCCGAGCAGCUGAGCUACACCGUCAGCUGAGCCAUCUGCGGGAACCUGUCAUCGUCCCUCGCGAUGAGUUUACCAUCAACCUCAACUUCGAACGCUCGGGACGGGAGCCCAGCGCAGAUGCCUCCGUCAGACCCACAUCCAGCAGCCAUGCCAGCACCUCAAGCUCAACCGCCGCCGUCCCAAAAGACGGUGUCGGCCCCCAACCUCCCAGUCCCCCACCAACAGCGACCCCGGCACCAGCACCUGAUGCUGGGCAGGAAGCCAUGGAUGGCGUCAUGCCCAACGGGCAUGGAGCUGCUGCAGGAGAUGAUGCAGCGCUGCCGCUUGGGGGCUCAGCGUCCCGGCGAGGCUUUGUACGCGUGAAGAGCGUCAAACCGCCGGAAGGCCUUGCUUGGACGCACAGCCGACGCUGUCUUGAGCUGCUUAUCACAGCAGAACGAGACUAUAACAACAACAUCAACCGCACCGCUAGCAGCGGCGGUGACGGCUCGACCGUUUACCAAUCCCACGAACAGCGGUUACGGGAGCGGUUAGAGCGGUUACAGUUGGAGAUGCUGAUCGUUGCCGGCGACGGCAACUGUCAGUUCCGAUCCAUUAGUAACGAACUGUACGGCAGCCAGGCACAUCACGCGAUCAUUCGCCGCCAUGCCGUGGAGCACAUCGCGGCCCGGCGGGAGGUGUUCGAGUGCUUUCUGGGGGAGGAUUUCGACGACUAUGUGCAGCAAAUGGGGCGAAGCGGCACGUGGGGGGACGAGUUGACGCUGCGGGCCGUGUGCGACUCGUACGGCAUCAUCGUGCACGUGGUGACCAGCGACGAGGGCAACUGGUACCUCACCUACAUGCCCGAGUGCCGCAAGCUGGACCGGGAGAUAUUCCUCACCUACAUCGCACCCAUCCACUACAACUCCAUAAAGCGGCAGUCAUCUCUCAAGACCAUGGCACUGACGCUGUCCCGCAGCUUCAAGAGCCUCGGCAGCAGCAGCCUCCGCAAGCAGCAGCAGCAGCAGCGGGG
Messenger RNA from Astrephomene gubernaculifera, 1380 nucleotides. Lineage: Eukaryota; Viridiplantae; Chlorophyta; Chlorophyceae; Chlamydomonadales; Astrephomenaceae. The record is from the annotation of a GenBank genome assembly.